UGGAACAUUUUCUAACAUUUUCUGGUUGAUUUUCAACAGUAAAAAUGGCAAGAAUUAUCCUUAAACACCUUUUUUUUAAUGUCACCUGAUUGGGACCACUUCAGACUAAGCAGAAAUGUGAUUUUUCAGAAAUCACUGUCAUUCAGGGAUGUGACUGUGGGCUUUACCCAGGAGGAAUGGAAGCAUCUGGACCCUGUUCAGAGGAAGCUGUACAGGGAUGUGAUGCUGGAGAACUACAGCCACCUCGUCUCAGUGGGGUAUUGGAUCCCUAAACCAGAAGUGAUCCUCAAGUUGGAGAAAGGAGAGGAGCCAUGGAUAUUAGAGGAAGAAUUCCCAAGCCAGAGCCACCCAGGUGAGUUAAUGAGGUGUACCAGAUGGAAUUUAGAGGAAAAUAAAUCACAAAGGGUUAGUUCAGAGAUUAAGACCGUUAAAGUGUUCUUCAAGAAUCAUGUUUUAGAGGCUCCAGACCUUUGGAAGUAG
Messenger RNA from Lemur catta (Ring-tailed lemur), 480 nucleotides. Its product is annotated as zinc finger protein 37A-like. Gene Ontology annotation, biological process: regulation of DNA-templated transcription. Lineage: Eukaryota; Metazoa; Chordata; Mammalia; Primates; Lemuridae. The record is from RefSeq and is a predicted model, not a curated record.